This is a messenger RNA of Cucurbita moschata (crookneck pumpkin), 1338 nucleotides long. RefSeq names its product MDIS1-interacting receptor like kinase 2-like. Gene Ontology annotation, molecular function: protein binding. Bases 1 to 1338 code for a protein of 445 amino acids. The record is from RefSeq and is a predicted model, not a curated record. NCBI's taxonomy places the organism in Eukaryota, Viridiplantae, Streptophyta, Magnoliopsida, Cucurbitales, Cucurbitaceae. The transcript is spliced from 2 exons.
AUGGUGAAUAUAGAUCUCUAUCAAAACUACUUGGUCGGUUCCAUUCCAAGUGAGAUAACGAUGCUUAAAAAGUUGAUUGGGUUGAAUUUGUCCCACGACAAUCUAACAGGGAUAAUUCCGGCUGAAAUAGGAGAAGUUGAAUCGUUGGAAUCACUUGAUUUAUCUUUCAAUCAACUUUCCGGGCCAAUUCCGAGGAGCAUAUCAAGAUUAAAUUCAUUAGGCGUGUUGAAACUAUCUCACAACAAUCUCUCUGAAGAGAUUCCUCGAGAGGGUCAUCUUUCCACAUCCAAUGAGGCUUCAAGUUUUGGUAACAAUCCUAAUCUUUGUGGAGAUCCGCUUCCAAAGAAGUGUACAAUUGAGAAUCCAUUUGAGCGGUCAUCUACAAAUAUGGAGAAUCAAGAUGAAGAGGAGGAUAAAUGGGAGAAGUGGUUGCUUUACAUAAUGAUAAUACUUGGAUUGGUUAGGAAAAUUAAAAAUUUGCAGUCCCUUUCCCUUUCUACAAGCCUCAUUUAUGGUUCAAUUCCUACCUCACUUGGCAAUUUAUCCAACUUUAAAGAUUUAGAUGUUUCAAACAAUGCUCUAAUCGGAGCAAAUCCUACUUCAUUUGGUAGAUUAUUAAAUUUGAAAAAAUUGUAUCUUGGACAGAAUAGAUUGGAGGAGUUGGAGGAGGAAUGUUUUAUCCAACUUGAAAAUUUGGAAACUUUCGUUCUUGAAGAAGCUCAUUUUGACAAUCUCUCUCGGUUGAAUUCUUUAUUAAUUGCCGACAAUGAGCAUCUUUCAUUGGAAAUGACAUCUAAUUGGGUUCCUGCUUUUCAAUUAAACCAUUUUGAUGCAGGUUCAUGUAUUGGUUAUUUUGGAAGUGAGUUCCCUCCAUGGCUUCGAACACAAAAGACAUUAGUUAAUUUGUGGUUGUCCAAUACAAGUAUUUCGAGUGCUUUUCCAAGGUGGUUGAGAACUCAAAAUCUCACCACUUUGGAUCUUUCCUACAACCAAAUUGUGGGGCCAAUUCCUACAAGUAUUAGGGCACAAAUGCCCAAUUUAGAGAACUUGUAUCUCAAUGAUAAUCUUAUCAAUGAUUCUUUACCGCUCUCACUUUGCAAGUUGAAGAAUGGUGCAAGGUUGUUUGUGUUGUCUUCAAAUUUGAUACUUUUGGAUUUAUCUUCGAACAAUUUUUCAGGAAAAUUUCCAUAUUCACAUGGAAAUCUUUUGGGUGUUCAAAUGUUGAACUUGGAAAACAACUCUGAGGGAUCCAUGCCAAGUGUCAUGAAGAAUGCUAGAGAUUUAAAUUUUUUAAAUCUUGGCAGAAAUAAAUUCUACGAAACAUCCCUACAUGGGUAG